CACCAAUACUCCCCCAGGCUGCCACUACAGCACAGUUCGGGACCGGAAAGGCAAUAGCUGAGUCCCUUUUCCAUCACCUGCAUUGCUCAAACACAAAGAAUGGUUGCCUAGAGAGCAAGAGAAAUCAUUGUUGACAUGUAGAAGUAUUUGUACUAGCCUCCUCAUGGCCUGGUCCAGAUACGAGUCUAGCAUCAUCUGUCCCUCUCCCGCUCAUGCCGGGCUGAACGUCCAAUAACAUCAACCAUGGUCUCACACAUCCAUGCCGCAGUCGUUAUAUACCGCAUCGCCUGCAUUCUUGGGGACGGCAUCGGCCCCGAGGUCAUAGAAGCUGGUGUCCGUGUGCUCAACACACUAUCCUCUACCCUUGGAACCUUUGAAUUCCACUUUACUACUUUUGACUGGGGCGCCACACGUCUGCUCAACGAGGGCGAAUGUAUGCCCUCGAACGGUCCCGACGAGCUUAAGGACUACGAUGCCAUCUACUUUGGCGCUGUAGGCCGGCACGGCGUCCCAGAUGAGCUCUUGCUGACUUCUUUGAUCCUGCCCAUACUCAAGUCGCUAGAUCAUCAUGUCAACGUGCGGCCUAAGCGGAUUUUCCCAGACACCACCUCUCCACUGAUAGUUUGCACACCUACCGACCUUGACUGGAUCAUCAUCUGUGAGAACAGCGAGGGCAACUUCUCGGGCCAGGGUGGUGUCCUUCAUCAAGAUGCUCCACACGCAGUAGCUACCGAAGUGAGCAUCUUCACCAGAGCCGGCACCGAGCGGGUCAUGAGAUAUGCAUUUGAGAUAGCCAGGUCGCGACCACGGAAGAAAUUGACCAUGGUGACCAAGAUGAAUAUCCACAAUCAUGGCAUGGCGCUCUGGGACAAAGUUUUUGACGAGGUUGCAAAACAGUAUGAGGACGUGCAGACUGACACCAUGCUCGUUGAAGCAAUGCCGACCCGCAUAACUCUGCGUCCCUCGUCCCUCGACACAAUCGUCGCUACUAAUCUGCAUGCAGAUAUCCUGUCGAAUCUUGCAGCGGCACUCAGCGGAUCAACUGGCAUAACUACUUGGUGUAAUCUUGACCCUUCGCGUAAGAACCCAGGCUUGUUUGCGCCGAAUCAUGGUUAUGCACCUGGCAACGCUAGAGCAGGCAUCGCCAACCCCAUUGGAGCGUUUUGGAGUGCUGCCGAGAUAGUGCGAUGGGUUGGUGAGGACAAGACAGCCGGUGUACUGAUCAAGGCUAUCGAAAACGUCACUGGGCGUGGUAUCAAGACCAGAGACCUUGGUGGGAGCGAUACCACCAACAGCGUGACUGUUGCUGUAUGCGCCGAAGCCGAGAAGCUCCUGAAAGCAUGAGUAACGCGAAAGAAGUAGUUCAUAAUACAUACCUAUAACCAUACACCGAAUA
Bipolaris sorokiniana ND90Pr is the source of this 1396-nucleotide messenger RNA. RefSeq lists its product as uncharacterized. The transcript has a single exon. NCBI's taxonomy places the organism in Eukaryota, Fungi, Ascomycota, Dothideomycetes, Pleosporales, Pleosporaceae. The record is from RefSeq and is a predicted model, not a curated record. Bases 244 to 1344 code for a protein of 366 amino acids.